GUUGUGUGAGAAAAAAAAUUACACGAGAUUCGACAAGUAGCCUCGGUAGGCUAACAGUACAGCUAGCAAAUAGCUAGGUCGCACGGACCUAGAUAUUAUCAAAAAGGGACAGCUGGGGGUCAGCUUGCUGCGUUUAGGUUAAGUUAGCUAACUAUCAAGAAGGCAUUUAUUUUGUAGGCAGUGACAGGAAGUACCAGAGUUAAAUUUCCCAUUGCCAACUUUUUUCCUGUGCGUUAAAUUCCUGAAGUUUGUGUGUCCAUUGUUUGUUCGUUAGGACCAAGAAAGAGUGGAUAUUUGGCAUAAUAAUAGCACCAAAAAAAAAGAGCUGCCAAGACACCGUGUAAGUAAGUGCAGACUGAGACGAAUGAGACCCGAAGGGCUCUGGUGGUGGACAUAAUUUUUCGCUUCUUUUUUGGCUGGUUGAAGCCAAGGCAGAGGGAGUGAAACUCCUGAUGUAAAGGAAGGGAAGGUACGGGGGAAGAUAACUAGGAGGAGUUGAGGAAGGAGCGGAGCUAACUAGCUGUUAUGUGGCAAAACUCUUAACUACUUCUCCCGACAACGAGAGCAGCAGAGCUGUGUUUUUAUUUGAGAGAAAGUGCCCUGUAGAAGAUGGAGGGAGAGAAGGAGCGACAGCGGGAGGAGAAGGAGAGUAACGAGGCAGAAGACGACAGGAGGAGUGAUGAAGAGGCUGACAAUGAUGAGGAGGAGGAGGAGGAGGAUGAAGACUCGGAGGGCGCAGCGCUGAUCUGGCAGGAGGGCUACGGCGAGGACAGUCUGGGCCUUCCCAUCAUGCACUGGGAGGCGCUGAGCCUGCGCAUCGCCGAGCUGGAGAAGCAGGAAGAGGAGAAUAAGGAGAAGAGGGCUAAGAGCGGAGUUUGUCUGGAGCGAGGCAGAGCUCCAGUGAGCUGGGCCGAGGACCGAGGGAGGAGAGCCGAGGGCCGCGAGGACCGAGACGACGCCUGCAACAGCCACGUUCUGGCCCUCACCUCCCGCCUGCAGACCCAGAUGAAUCUUCAGCUCUGCUUCAUCAACGACAGUGAAAGUGAAGAGGAGGAGGAGGACGAGAAGCAGGGAGAGAUCAGCCAGAAGGAAAGCAGCAGCACACGGAGGGGGAGCGUUCAGGUCCAUAAGAACCCUCCGCCUGCUGCCAAGCCGGAGAAACCCAAAUCCAGAGGCUUCCGGAACACUCUGAGGAACCUCAGAGACCGGCUGAGAACAGACCACAAAACACUGGCUGCAGCUCGUAGUGAUCCUGUAGUCCAGAGACGACACGUGGAGCGCAGUGAUUUACAAAACUUCAGCAUUAAGGACCUGAAUGCUCUCUGCACGUCUCUCAGCCAGACCAUCCAAGACCUGAGCUCCGACCUGGUGGGUCGCCUGCAGGUGCGAGACCAGCUGAGGACGGAGCAGGACGCCAUGCUGCUGGAGGUUCAGGACCUGACAUCGCUGUGAGCCUGAGGUUCAGCCGUCGAGCCUGUGGCUCUGUCCCACAAAACACUUGAACAAUUGUCAAGGCUGUGAACAUUGUCGUGAGUCAGACGGUGCCACAGUGGCCUCCACAAACAUCUCAGUCAGUCCCUCCUGCUGUCAGGGCUGACCAGCCAAUCACUGUGAAGACUGUCCCUCCCUGAAAAGGACCAUGACAUUCAUUUGCAUAGUAUUUUUCAGUGUUAUUCUCUGUGUUGUGUAUUUAUAAGGGAUAAGGGAAAUGUUGUCUCACUAAAGGAUAGUGUCCACCAGCAGUGGUGUAAAACUCACGUUGCUGAACAGUAAGGAGUUGGACACAACAUCCAGGCAGUGGAUGUUGGCCUUAUAGGAACACGCCAGGGUUUCUCCCAUUGUAUUGCAGGCCUGGUGGUCCACCACCACCAGGCCUAAACCACUAGGGAUUAUUUUGUAAUGUAUUUUAAAGAAUUUUUUUAAACUAGUUGCAGUGGCUUGCCGUAAGCUUGAUAUUAAUAAACGUCUGUUACAUUCAAGCCAUUACCAAAUGAGUUGCUACAAAGCUAAUUAAGACUAUCCGCUCCACACAACUCUCUCUGGAUUUGUCAUUAUGACUAUGUUCAGAAGAUUGUGUCGUCCGGCAACUUUCACGCGCAGAAACUCAAUAAUGACCUCUUCUGAAGAGUCUGUCAUGUUUUUUUCAUCCUCUGUGUCCUCCUUGGCUACUAGGCCCUACGUGGAGGAGGGGUGGGGGCGCGAUCACGGAAGGCUUGUGUCAUGUGGACGCACCAACCGAGUUUUGUCAUUACGUAGAAUUCUUCAUGGGGGAGACAAAAACUAGGCACCGUAGCUUUUAGCACUGACCUAAUGCAGGGCUCUGUGGUAUCUGUCUUAUAGCUUUUUGAAAUUCUCAAUGCUGUCCAUAAUUCUGUUAUCACAGAAACUAUUGGGCUCUACAUUAAUGCUGCCAUCAGUCUGUGACUUGCCCCCGGCCAAAGACACUUGCCAUCAACAACUUUUCUGGUGGAAACCUUGCACGCUGCCAUUUUUGGGGAGGAAAUAUGCUUGUUUCUCUUCUUACUCUGAGUCAGAGGAGAGGAUGAGUACCGGUGAAGAGAAAUGUAUGUAUAACUGCUAGAGGCGAGCUCACUAGCGUGCAGUGAAGCGGUGCCGUGUAAAAAAACGCGUAUAUGGAAAGGUACCAUUAGAUCAUUCACUACGAGACAGUCUGACCCACCGGAUGUAGACUGUUGGUAAAAGCCUGCCAUUGGCCGCCUGUUUGAGAGGUUAAUUCUCCUCCCCUUUCUGCUAUCUCCGCUAACUAAUUUUGCAAGGGCUCCGUCGCUUAGCGCCACCCAGACUUGGUGUGUAAAUAUCUCUACUCAGCAAUGCAUGUUUGUACUUCAGACAGAAAUAGACGAGCAGUUUUCCCCCUGCUUCCAGUUAAUGCUAAAGCCGGAUAAAAAGUGACCAGACCAAUCAAAUCAGUGGACUGAGAGACAAACACUGGUACUUAUCUCAUUUGAGGGUUUUAAGGCAAGACCAUUAAACACACACCUGUUUGGAUGGUUUCCAGUUUCUAAAAUGGGAGGAUGCUUCUGCAUUGAGUACU
Messenger RNA from Perca flavescens (yellow perch), 3055 nucleotides. RefSeq names its product schwannomin-interacting protein 1. The coding region runs from base 610 to 1452 and encodes 280 amino acids. The record is from RefSeq and is a predicted model, not a curated record. Gene Ontology annotation, cellular component: plasma membrane; cell junction. The transcript has 7 exons. Lineage: Eukaryota; Metazoa; Chordata; Actinopteri; Perciformes; Percidae. Gene Ontology annotation, biological process: positive regulation of hippo signaling.